AUGCAAGCUACCCUUUUGAGCGUUAAAAAAACAUUGACUGAAGCUGUUAAGAGCUCAGCAAUUGUGGAACAUAUAGGAGGGUUGUCCAAGACGACGUAUCACCACGUUCCACACUUGCUCACAAUGAGGAAAAAGGUGAUCUCUUAUUUCAGAAUGGGUGUUGCAAGUACGACAGUGUACUUGUGCAAACAGCCCAAGCUGAUAGUCUUGCUCGCACUGGAUGACGAUCCUGAACGUAAAGGCUAUCUUAAGAACAUGGCCUUUAAAACAGAAAGCUUAAACCAAGUAGAGGUUGUGUCUGUAGGUCUAAGCUUCUUCCUAGUAUGGCUCGUGCAGAAGGUCUUACUCAUUUAA
This is a messenger RNA of Microthlaspi erraticum, 354 nucleotides long. Lineage: Eukaryota; Viridiplantae; Streptophyta; Magnoliopsida; Brassicales; Brassicaceae. The record is from the annotation of a GenBank genome assembly.